Molecule: messenger RNA, 8193 nt
Organism: Chelonoidis abingdonii (Abingdon island giant tortoise)
Lineage: Eukaryota; Metazoa; Chordata; Testudines; Testudinidae
Gene: EIF4EBP2
Product: eukaryotic translation initiation factor 4E binding protein 2
Biological process (GO): negative regulation of translational initiation
Cellular component (GO): cytoplasm
Molecular function (GO): eukaryotic initiation factor 4E binding
Source: RefSeq, a predicted model, not a curated record
AGCAGCCGGGACAAUAGAGCAGGGAGAUGUCCUCCUCCGGCGGCCACCAGCACAGCCAGAGCCGGGCCAUCCCCACCAGGACGGUGCCCAUCAGCGAUGCCACGCAGCUACCUCAUGACUAUUGCACCACGCCCGGGGGGACCCUGUUUUCUACCACUCCUGGAGGUACCCGAAUCAUCUACGACCGUAAGUUUCUGUUAGAUCGCCGCAAUUCCCCCAUGGCUCAGACUCCACCAUGCCAUCUCCCAAAUAUUCCAGGAGUCACCAGUCCUGGUACCAUGGUCGAGGAUUCUAAAGUGGAAAUAAACAAUCUGAACAAUCAUGACAGGAAGACUGCAAUGGGGGAUGAUGCUCAGUUUGAGAUGGACAUCUGAUUACCCCAGAGCAUAACCAUGGAGAGGCAGCAAUUCCCUGAUACCUGUGCAUACUCGAUUCUGCUAAUCGGAUCAGUAAUUGAAAGGUGGCAGAGGCGGUGGUCGCAGCAGUCUCCAUCAGACUCCUCACUUCAUCUUCCAAGUGCCAAAGGAUAAGAAUCUAGCUCCCCAAUCCUGCUCCCUCCCCCACUUUUUAACUCCUAUCUCCCUGCUCUGUGACUGAAUGGAUGCCCUUGUCAGAUUAUACAGAGCUGAGGAACACUCCGAGUGGAACCUUGGCAUCUCGCACUUUAGAGGCACCCUGUCAACCCAUACACAAGUGAGAACGUACCUCCAUCACCAGUUGGAUAUUUAUUGCAAACAGCAAAGGGGCCAGGGACUGGUGGAUUUAUGCUAAGUGGAGGUGGCUUUUUCUGUGUUCCCCUCCCUUCAGCCUGAUCCCAGCUCACAAAGGGCUUAUGUUUGCGCAGCAAGUAACCAGUUGUAAUAUAGUGUCUCCAAUACUUUCGAUCACUCGCAUUUUAGAAACCGCAAGGAAUAGUGGGAGAACAGGUAAGAGUCUCUGCUCAGUCUGAGUUCGUUUUCCUCAGUGGGCAGAGCACUCACUUGAGUAACUCUGGGGGAACCUGGGUACUAGUCCCACUUGUCACCUUUCUCCAUGACUGUGUGCCCUGCAAUGUAACAUGUUCUCUCUUCUGGAGACGCAUAACCUUAAUUCAUUUGCUCUUGUACCUCCUUGGUUUCCAACCCUCUGACAAACUUCUUUUUGAUAAUACUUCUUAAUGUUAUGUGUAUUUAGAGGAAGCUGUCAGUUCAUUAUACUGCCGAUUCCUCUUCCUUUCUUUCCAUCCCAAAGGAAUGCCAUGCAAAACUUCUCACUUUCAGAAACUUAACCCUUUGUUCCCUGAGUACUUUGAAUGCUAAAUCAAAUGCUAAAUCAAAACUUUUUUUUUCCUAGGAUAUGGGGGAGGGGUAUCUUAUAUUAUCCUCAGGACUUCCUCCAUUUUUGCCCUUUUGCCCUUGUUAGUUUCUUCUGAUUUUUUUGCUGGUCUACACUGUAGACUGUUAUAUUGAAGGUACUGCAGUAAUGGUUAAUUUCCAAUAUCCCCCAUCUCUCUUGCAUUAGGGGGAGUGUUUUUCCCCACUAACAGUUGUAAUUAAUACACUUGUUAAAUGUUUAUCAUUUCAAUUUUAAGACUUCCCAUCAGAAGGGAAAAAGUGAAUGUCAAUAAGCACUCUGAGGAGCAGUGGGCCUGCUUCUCAUCUUAUACCAUCCUUCCAUUCAUAGUUCACUGUGCUCCUUUCAAUCACUGGCUCCAUUACUUUUCCUCCAAGAUCCUUUGUUGUUAACUUUUAUGUUCACUGCUGGGGUGUAUAUUGGCUGACUUGUAAAAUUGAACAUUUGCCUGUAUGGGUCAUUUUUUGGUUCCAUACUGUCCAGUUUUGCUCCUAUCCAUAUCUUGGCAAAGGGAUUAGGUGGACUAGUGUGGAUUUUGACAAGAGCAUGGUGCUUCUGGCCAAUUCCUGUCUAGCCUUGCCACUUGAAAGUUCUUAAUGGGUUUGAUUUAGUUGCUGAGGGCAUCGCUCAAACUGUAGCUGGACUUGUUUCCCAUUGCCCCACUUGCUGGGAGACUGUAUCUGACAUGUGAGUCAGAAAUUUACACAGCUCAGUUAUAAAUUGGAAAAGACCCUGUUUUCUCUUUUUGGUAUGCAAAAGGGACACUUUCCUGGUAAAAUACUUCUUUGGGGAAGGAAGGUUUCCUGAAAAAACUCAUUUUUUCCCUCUUCUCUUCAAAAUGUGAAUAACACAGGAACAAAAAUCCUUUGUAAUGUAUGAUCUCUCAGGAAUAGACUUUUUAGUGUAUCUGGGAAAUGCAGGGUCUCCUUAAAGCUUGGUGAUGGCCAGAAAUGUGACUAAAACUACACCUCUAUGUCCUGUAUUUAUCCUCUGGCAUUAUUCCACCUAUGUUUAGUAUGAAGGAUAGAAAGCUCAGUUGUACUUUGUGUCUCCCAGAUCCAAUUUGUUCAGUUCAGAUAUUUCUAAAGUACACUGCAAGUUCUGCCUCAUGUAGGAAACACUGACUUUUUUUAUUUUUCCAUCCCCAUUCUGCUUCAUGCAUUAUCACUAACAAUAGUUUCUGGAAUUUAGCAAACAGUUUUGCUGAUAAGGCAGAACAGAAUCCAGAUUUGCUCUGUAGUGCUGAUAAUAGUAAACACUUGGGUUUGUCAGUGAACUAAGCAGAGUUGAUUUGAGAGAAACAAGAAGAAGAAAUGAGCAGUGACAAGGUAUCGUUAGUCACUUUUCUCAUCAUAGUAAUACAUUUUGUUUUGUUCGUAACUUCUCAGCUUUUCAAAGCACUGCACAGGUGUUCAGCUAUUUGACUCUUUUAUUACAAGAAUUGUGCUGCUAAAAUCCUGUUGCAGCACUGAAAAUUUAUCCCUAAGUGUAUAGUGCAGCAAGAGCUUCCAUUAUGCAACAAUCCUCUUAGCUGUCAGCCGGAGAAAUCAUUCUGACUUUUGUUGACUUGAGAUGUUUUUUUUUUUUUUAAAUACCCAAGGGAAGAAACAAGCAUCCAGAGAGGAAAGAUCAUCUGGUGGUUGAGGCACUGGAGUAGGAUUAGGAAAAUCUGGGGUUUGUUUCAGGCACUUGAUUCACACAUUCCUGUGUGACCUUGAUCAAAUCACUUCGUGUCUCUGUGCUUUAGUUUCCCAUCUGGAAAAUAGGGAUAACAGCAUUUCCCCAUGGCGCAACCAUGACCCCUAGUUGUUGUGUUAUGAGAAGGAUUAAAUAACACUUCAUUACUUACUUUCUCCAGUGAAAGUGGACAAUGAAAAUAUUCAGGUACUUCUUAAGCACCACAACUGCAGGGUAACACUUAAAUCCAAUCUAAAUGCUCUGUUUGUUAAAACUGAAGGGACGAUGAUAAUAAAAUGUUCAGUUUUGUAAAUUCUUUAUUUUAUUAAACCUAAAUUUUGCACUUAAAUUUUUGUGUCCCAGACAUUACAGGUCAGAUCUUUCCCUGUAUUAGGGCAGCUUUAUCUCACCCCAUCAGUGCCCUUUUUAACCGGUUUUAGGCUGCUGCAGGAUUCUCUGCGCAUAGUGAGGUCCUUGGGUGGUGCAGAGCCAUCAUAGCAGUUCUUACACUCCCCCCGCUCCUUGCAUUCAGCACAGGGGACGAGGUUAAGGCAACCCUUGGCUAUUGAAUUGGCCCCUUGGCAGCUAAAACAAGUUAGAGCAGUUUAAGGGCUACUCUAACUUGUGCUUUGGGACUAGCUCGGAGAUUGGGGAAACAGCUUCCCCCAUACUUAAUAUGCCCAGCUUUAAUCCUUAUUUUUAACCAUUAAAACAUAGAGCCUGGAUGAGGCACUGGGUUAGUGCAGGAACCUGUUCACUUUUAGGGACCUGGGUUCAGAUUCUAUCUCUGACCAUAAAUAAAAAUGAAUCUAGCAGGUUUAUCCUAAUUCCUACUACUACACUUCAUAAAACCACAACCCUGUAGCUUGGUCUACACUAAGGGAAUUCCAACCACUUGUCACUUUGGCUGGAGCUGUCCUGUAGACCAGGCUCCAGGUGCCCUCAACCAUUUUUACUAAAUUAAUUUCACAACCUGCAGAAUGCACUUUUUUUUUUUUUUUUUUUUUCCCAAACAGUUCAGUGAACAGUUCAAACUCUCUGGGGCCUGGUCUACCCUAUGGUUCCAACUGGCUUCAGAAUUGGUUAGCUGAACUAGUUUUAAAACCAGUUACCCUUUUUGGGAAAACUUGCCCAGCAUAGACCAGACCAGUCUGGGAUGAGGGUGGUUGCUGCUCAGGGGAGAGACAGGAUGAAACUACUGAGGGGGGGAUAUCAGCAGAGCUGCCUGAAGGCAAACUAACAGUCUCACUCUGUGCCUGGCUUUAGCUAGAUAGGGCUCUUAGUCUCCCUUCCAUAAGUGUCAAGUUCUGACAUAUUUAAAAAAAAAAACAAACAAGAUGGAGAUGGAUGUACUGUUACGGCAUCCUUCCCACCAGUACUGCUGUGGGCACACAGGGUGGAUGGUGAUAGAAAAUGCUAUCAAAUGAUGUCUGCCUUGGUUUCAUUAGCCUUUUCCAUUGUGGCAUUGUUCCUCAGCAGCACCAUUCCUAGAGGAAGCCCUGCCCCUAAGCACUCCUUCCCUUGAGAAAAAUCACACAUUUCAAAACAAAACAAAAAAAACUUCUUCUCAAAUGACCCACUGUCCUAGCUGGCAUGACCAGUUUUCCCAUUAGCUUUGGUUUGGUCCUCCAUGCUGAUUUUUGUCUUGAGGGGGCUUAAAUACUGUGGUUUCAUUUUUAAAUGAAUUAAACUGAGCAAUAAGACAGGAAACUCAAAGAUGCAGUGUUGCUUGUUUAGACUUAAUUAGGUUUAAAUUCAUUUCUCCUCCCCUCCCCUUCCCACCGCAUAUUUUGCUCUGAGGAAGGCAUGCAGAGCCUUGAAAGAAGGAUCACAGCUUAUGUAAGAAGACAUAGAUUGAUUGAUGUAGAAUAAUAGUGACUUGUACUAUAUAGAAGGAAACCUGCAGUGAACCUACACAUCUGAGAAUGACCGUCAUUUCACCUUGAUUUUCCAUCUAACCAUUGUCAGUUUUUCCUGAUUUUGAGUUUUAUGCUUUUAAUGAAAGCCCAGGCUCCAGUCCUGCACAGCACCGAUCACUGUGCUGGUGUGAAACCCCACUGAAGUCAAUGGGGCUCUGCACAGGUGCUAGAGUCUGUGUUAACAGAACUGAUGCAGAAGUGGGGCUAUCUACAGCAUGGGAUGGGGAAGGGUUUCUCUAUGGGGGUUUUGUUUCCUAGAGGUAGGUUGAGGAGUGACAUUAAAUCCAAAACAAUCUGUUAAUCUUCUUGCAAAUAGUAUCAUGUCAGCUACUUUUGAUGAUGGUUUGUGUGCUGAAUUGACUACACUGAAAGCAGCAUUCCUCUCUGUGCCUGAGUAAAGGUCCGCUUCUGGAAAUACUUGCCAGCUGCUUUACAGUGCCAAGAGCUACAAGACAGUUACCAAUAAGCCUUUGUCACAAGUGUCCAGGGUGUACAAAGCUUUUAAAAAGCGGUGGUUUCCUUUUUAAGCUUUGGUAUCGGCAACUGAACGCCUUUGUGACAAUCCUAAUCCAUACUUCCAUUUUGAACUAACUCUGCUUAAUCAUCUUAUUGUUCAGCCUUUGUAUGCAGUAAUUCUCCUCUGGACCUUUGUGCCAGUCCUCUGAAACUGACCUUGGGGAGAGGAGGGAAGGAUAAAAUAGCUUCCAGUUACACCCUGCCCAGUGGGUGUCUAUUUUGCAAUGAGCAUUCUCCUCUCAUCUCUAGAUAUUAGGAGUCAAAUGUGGUUUAGUUUUCAAAUGAAAUGAGUUGUUGGUAUCAGCCCCAUGCCUGGUGGCUGUUUUGGGCUUCUGCACUAUGUAUGACUGGCCAGUAUGUGCUGGGAAGCAGCCAGAAGUGCUACUGGUCGCACAUUUAUUCUUCUUAUAAAUCAGGUGUAUUAGCAGAUGUGUGGGAAGCUUGCACAGCACUUUCCUGCAUUCUGCCUUAUGUGUGUCCGUCAUGUCUAUUGGCUGUUAAACAUCUCAUCAUUUCCACCACGAACAGAAAAUGUGCCAGGUGGCAUGGCGCAUAGCUCAUCUUUCCUUCUUCCCUCCCUAGCCGUCUGUGAACUGAAAAAAUCCCAAAUUUUUGGUACAUUGACCAUUUGCAUUCAGGUUCCAUCAUUUAGAGUCAGCAGCACUGGGCUUCUUUCCAUGCUGUUGAAAAGACAAAACGUAAUUCUUGCAUGUAGGUUCCUUCUGGUAUAGUACUUUAAGUUCACCAGUUUUGCCAUCAGAGGGCACUGUGAUCCUCUCUAGGCCACAAUCAUCUUGCACUUGGAAUUGACUCUACCCUUAAGGAAAACACAUUCCUCAUAAUUGUCUUUGUCUUGUUUAAUUUUUCCUGGUCUUUAUAUUCAUAUCUAGGAAACCUGUAAAUGACCCCAGAACACAUGGGCUUUUUGUUGACAUUCAGAAUCCAAUCACCAAGACACACAACAAAAUCCAGACAUCUGGUUGGGAAAGUGUUAACCACUCUUUCUUAGCUAAAGAAAGAGGUACUGCAUCUUUGUAGGGACAGUGCCAUUCUGCGUGUUUUUAAUUUAAUUUUUCGCUUGUAUUUCUGAACUAUUUACCUUGUAAAUUUUAACUGGUAACUUUCCCUCCCCUACCCCAAAAAUUUGAUGGUAGUCUUGUUGAUGUAAAUCAGCCUGGGGGGAAGGGAGGGGCUCCUGUCUGGGGAUUGCUGUUCAUCACCACUCUCCUUCCAUUGCACCUUCCCUUUUAGAGCUAACAUUUCUCUUCCACAACUCCUAGUGCUUGUUCUCUGUUAAUAAUACUGCCCUGGCUAAAUUUGAAAAAUGCCACUUUAUGACAAAUCAGUAUUUUUCCCAUGAUCUAAACUCAAAUUUAGUUUUGUAGUGGCACUCAUUUGGCAUCAAAGAUGCAGGGCUUGCCUCUUUUUUUGAUAACUGAUUUCUAUAUGGAUGUUUCACUCAGAGUGUUGCAGCAUCUAGUUUUCAGUGACCAUCUUCUGUUUGUUCUUUCCCCUAGUUGUCCAUCUAGGGGAAACAGUCCCUUCCUCUGAACUCAUGCUGGAGGUUUUGUAAUGCCUUUUGGUGAGGAGGGAGUGACGUAGUAUAUGUGGGGACUCUUGUAAAGCUCAACAGCACACCUCUCAAAUUGCCCCUUACUUCAGACUAAAUUCACCCCUUAUUCCACAUGAGCGUGGGGGGUGUUUUUUCUUUUGUUCUUGUAAAUUGAUCUAAGAAAUUCCAAAUCAUAAAAUUGAGAUUAUAGAAAGAAAUACUUAUUACACAACGUUAUUUUAAGAUGCUUGUCCUUUGCCUCUGUCAUUGUAACUUAGUCCCACAUACAACAUUUGGCAGGUUGAGAAGUAUGCUUUGAUAGUUAUCUGUCAACAUUGGUCAGCUAUUCGUUAAGUGAGAAAUCUCCACUGGGGGGUCAGGAGCAGAGUGUGCAAAUAUAAAUGUGUAGGUGGAUGUUCAUAACACACACAAAUAUAUAAAAAUAAAUAUAUUUUACUUAAAAUCCCAGGAAGCUUUUUUAGAUUCGUGAAGCAGCACGGGGAAGACUAACUUUGCUAAGUAUGAAGGUUAAACGCCAACAGUGGAUGUGUGAAACCUGAGUUCUUACAGCAUGACUCUUCCCACAAAACUGCUCUAAAAACCAAAAUCCAAGGAUAAUUUAAACCCAAAACAGGAGACAAGAGGAACAUACAGCAGGAGUGAGCUUUAACCACUUUUUUAAUCACACCAGGAGUGAAAAAAGGGCAGUGAGCUCCCUGGUCUUUGUUGACACUGGGAAUAAAGAGUGAUUUCCCCAUCCUGCUUCCAGUGUCCAUAUCUGCAUCACUGCGAGAUGGUGAUCCCAGUGCCUUUCUUCACCUCGGAUAGGAAAACUGUUUGCAUCAUUGUGAAACAGCUCUUAGCCGAGUCGUGAAGGUGUCUUUGGAGAGCAUAGAGGACAGUACCAAUCUUAUGACAAUUCAUGGGUGUCUGAGAUGUUUAUACACUCAUGGUUCUUAGAAAGCCUUUAUAAAUUUCAAAAAGUCCCAUUGCCAGUUCUUUUCUCCCUUUCCUACCCAAUCCCCUUUCAAUUUUAAACGUGAUUUUAGCUGAAAAGCAGAGACUGCCUGAAAAGUCAUCAGGCAACUUCUGUACAAUUGUUUUUUGCUGUCCUUGAAACAAACAGGUGUUUGGGGAAAAAAAGAUCUCACCAAUGGUUGCUGUUACGAGAUCAAUAAAGAUCUUGCUUAUAUUAAA